Messenger RNA from Theobroma cacao (cacao), 1157 nucleotides. Its product is annotated as Peptidyl-tRNA hydrolase II (PTH2) family protein. Lineage: Eukaryota; Viridiplantae; Streptophyta; Magnoliopsida; Malvales; Malvaceae. Gene Ontology annotation, molecular function: peptidyl-tRNA hydrolase activity. The record is from RefSeq and is a predicted model, not a curated record.
AAAAAGAAGAAUCCAAAGAGAGACAAAAGAGAUAUUGGCACGUUGGCAUUUGGCAGUUUGGGGGUUUAAGCUAAGGUGCACGGCCUGCCACUUUCAUGGGUUGUGAAGAGAUAGACUCAAACAUAACUCCUUUUGGCCACUCAGAAUAUUCCAAAAUGGAAAACUUGGCUCCCAUGAAUGUUUCAAACAAAGCUGUGAUACAAACUUGCAUGCAUUGUAGAGAUUUGAUGCGCAUCUUGCUGUAUUUCUAAGCAUGUAGAUGCAACUGUUUCAAGGCUGGAGGUCCAGUCCAACCCAAAAGAAUUUGAAGGGAGAAGGAGAGGUCCAUAAACCCAAGGUGCAAAUGCGGCCCAAAGCCAGUAAAGUUGUGAAAGGAAAUCCGCAACGAAGCAGGCGACGCAGCGUUUAAGGUGUCAAUGAUGGCCGCACUUCCCUCACUGUGUAGGUUCACCACAAUCCUUGGCAGCUGCUUCAGCACCCCGUCCCCGAGAAGCUUUAAGAUUCGGGUUCGUCCCCAUCUUCCAAUCUGCCUCACUACUCGGAAGCUUUCGUCUUCGAGCCCAAUGAGUCAACCAAGCUCCCAGCCCGCCGGCGCCACCAAAACCGAGUCGGCGAGGGCGGAGAACGACCAAGAGGACAUGCUGGUGCAGUACGUGGUGCUCCGGAGAGACCUGAUAGAGUCGUGGCCAUUGGGGAGCGUGGUAACACAGGGGUGCCACGCCUCCGUCUGUGCCAUUUGGUCUCACAAGGACGAUCCACAUACUCUCCAGUACUGCAGCCCUGAAACCAUUGACUCUAUGCAUAAGGUUACCCUUGAGGUGAAAGGAGAAACCCAGAUAUUGAACUUGUCUGAAAAGCUGACAGCCGGUGGUAUUGCUCAUAAACUUUGGAUUGAACAGCCUGAAAACAUUCCAACCUGUCUGGCUACAAAACCCUACCCCAAGUCUAUAGUAUCAGUGUUUUUCAAAAAGUUGAAACUUUGUAAGUGAUUAUUUUGAUUGUUCUAAUCCAAUAGUAAUUCAAAGGGUGAGCAUAAGAUCAUAGGUUGUGUACCGUGAUUCUUUCGACAUCUAAAUUCCCUGUAUGAGUUGAAAUUUAUUAUAUUUUCAGCAUCGAAGCAAAGCUUUGCUGUUUUCAUGCCUUUAUUUGGCACUGAA